GACCACAAACUCUUUCCUAUACGAUGAGCACUGCUGUAGCGACUACGCUGGGCGGGUCUGUGCCGCCAUUUACUCCCCAUGCGAUAUCCGUUUCGUUACCGACGUGGAAGGAUAAUGUCGGAUACGAGGAAGGAGAGCCGAGGGUGAUAGACUCGAUGGUCACUGGGUAUCCCAGGUUCUUCGUCCAUCGCAGUAUCCAAAAGCUAGCCCGGAUAUGCGAGCAGAAAUUCGGGGCAAACGGCGAGCGGUGCUUCCUCUUCCCGACGAAGAAGCUCGCAGAGGCGUGCCGUGCGUUCAUGCUCGCUCGCUCUGCCGAGUUUGGGUCGACGGUACCCGUGCGUCUCGUCCAGUUCGUUGUGUGCCCUGAAGACAAGCAGUCGAACGGGGCGUCGCAUGCGCGGUCGGGAUCAACCAGCGGGACCUGCGUGGAGCUACACAUCGUCCUCUUCCCAGCGGACAGCUGGCCGCUGGCGAAACAGUUCUGGCAGCAUACCGGUAUGGGCAUUUCCAGUCGACUGGCUGAGCGUGCACUCUCUAUGCUGCCCGACGAAACCGCUCCGCCCCCUUCCCCCGUCCUCUCUCGCCCCAUGAAGUCGGCUAACAGGCACUACUCGCGAUCCAUCACCUCCAUACCGAAGUCGCCUACUCUCUCCUCCCCGCCACCGGUAGCUCGACCGGAGGAACCGGAUUCGCUCGGUGCGGACGAGAGCACGUACCUGGAGGAGCGGUACGGACGGAACCUGCCUGUCGCGGCUGCAGCGGCUGCGAAGAGAGCCAUGCGAAGACGGAUCGCUGGCGUGCUCGUUAGCGAUGACCAUCCGGACGUCCACGCGGGCUCGAACGACGUAGAGAUCGGCCCCAGUUCUCGAGGCGUGAGCGAUGUCUCGGAAGACGACGUUUUCCUGUUCCCGACUGGUAUGGCUUCCAUAUGGGCGGCGCAUCAGUUGGCAUUGGGUGUGCGGCCUGUGGCUAAGAGCGUCUGCUUUGGAUUUCCGUACACAGAUACCCUCAAAAUCUUGCAAAAGUGGGGCCCUGGCUGUCACUUCUUUGGUCACGGCUUGGAUAAUGACCUCGAUGCCCUCACGAAACUGCUUGAGAAGGAGGCCUCGACGAGCUCGUCACCUCCGGUAUUGGCAUUGUUCACUGAAUUCCCCUCAAAUCCUCUGCUUCGUUCCGCUGACCUUGUUCGGCUGCGCGCGCUGGCCGACAAGUACGAUUUCCUGGUGGUCGUGGACGAGACUAUCGCGAACUUUAUCAACGUGGAGCUCCUGCCGUAUGCUGACAUCGUAGUCAGCAGUCUCAGCAAGAUAUUCAGCGGGGACGCAAACGUCAUGGGUGGCAGUCUCGUACUUAAUCCCAAGGGCCGUCACUACAAGGAGCUGAAAGAGCACAUGCUCGCGACUUACGAAGACUGCUAUUUUGACGAAGACGCGAUCUACAUGGAGCGCAACUCGCGCGACUUCAAGCGGCGCAUAUAUGCGAUCAAUGAGAACACGGAGGCGCUCUGCGACUUCCUGCGCGCGCGGUCCAUCGCCGGUGGCGCCGCGUCUCCUUGUGUCAUCAAGGACGUGUGGUAUCCCAAGUGGAGCACCCCGGAGAACUACGAGCAGUGCCGCAUCAAAGCCGGCACGCACGAACAUGAGAGAGACGGCGGGUACGGCGGACUGUUCUCGCUAACAUUCACCUCUCUCGCGGCCUCGCAGGCCUUCUUUGACGCUCUAGAGGUCAACAAAGGCCCGAGCCUCGGCACGAACUUCACGCUUGCUUCUCCGUAUGUAAUCCUGGCGCACUAUGCGGAGCUAGACUGGGCGCAGCAGUUUGGCGUCGACCCCGGGCUGGUGCGCGUGAGCGUAGGUCUCGAAGACCGGGUUACCUUGUUGAAGACAUUCGAGAAAGCGUUGCGCGUUGCUGAGGAGGUGGUAAAAAGUAACGAAGAGAAGGAAUAAUCAGAAGUGAUGUAAGACUGGGAGCUUGGUUCAACUCCGGGCUGUUGGGCAGGUAUGCUGCAGUCCAUCCUGCAGUGCUUCAUAAUGUAGGAACUAUGUCAAUUGUAUCAUUAUAUUUCGGAGGGAUCAAAUAACAGUUGAAACAUCUCGUC
Molecule: messenger RNA, 2098 nt
Organism: Gloeophyllum trabeum ATCC 11539
Lineage: Eukaryota; Fungi; Basidiomycota; Agaricomycetes; Gloeophyllales; Gloeophyllaceae
Product: PLP-dependent transferase
Exons: 4
Coding region: 24-1946 (640 amino acids)
Biological process (GO): transsulfuration
Molecular function (GO): pyridoxal phosphate binding; cystathionine gamma-synthase activity
Source: RefSeq, a predicted model, not a curated record